Molecule: messenger RNA, 2527 nt
Organism: Vollenhovia emeryi
Lineage: Eukaryota; Metazoa; Arthropoda; Insecta; Hymenoptera; Formicidae
Gene: Atg13
Product: autophagy-related protein 13
Exons: 5
Coding region: 942-2168 (408 amino acids)
Biological process (GO): protein localization to phagophore assembly site; mitophagy; autophagosome assembly
Cellular component (GO): cytosol; Atg1/ULK1 kinase complex; extrinsic component of membrane
Source: RefSeq, a predicted model, not a curated record
AGAGGACUAGAGGGACUCGACACGAGCGAUAAAAGCGUUUACUCUUGCGAUAAACUUGGCGGAAAACGUAGAAAAUACCGAUCUUUCUUUGAAAAACCUCUCUAAAGAGACAUCAAGUCUAAAGCUUUGGUUUACUCGACUAUCCGCCUCGCUUUCGGCCGUGAUUGGUCAACGGUUUUUUCUUGUUACUACACCCAUUGUAGACCCGGCCUAAGAAAGUGCAUGCGUAGUCUACACCUGGCGCGUUUACGAGGGGGCAACGGAACGUGUUGGCUACAGUCAGCAACGACCGUUGGUUUCCAAUCGAUUUGUGGGCUGUUUCGCUUUCGCGGGCACAAUCGCGCGGCGCGCUCACGCUGAUCCCUGCGAAAAGGUCAUUCGGGAAGAGAGACGACGUUUAUUCAACUUGGACAGCGGCUCUUCCGGACACUCGAGUUGGCCGCAUUGUUCCUCGCAGGCAGGAGCCAUUGAUAGAGGAUCGAUUUGUAGCAUAUCGCGAGAAAUAGGAAGGGAGAAAAAGUUGCUGGUGUUUCCUGCUACUCUUGUGUCUCGACUCCUCGCGAGUGAAGUUUGAUCUGUCUGUCUCUCCGUCGUCACCCGCCGUGCCGCGUGCGGCCGCACGCAGCGCGACGAUGCCGAUUCUGUUGAGGAACUUCCCGAGGAAGCGUGUCGUGCGUGCGCUCAAGUCCACUUACGAAUUCCGAAGUCCGUGCGAAGAGCUCGAGGUGCAUCGAGCGCGUGCCGGGUGUGCGUAAGCGUUCGCGAUCUCCACUUUCGUCCUCGCCUCUGUGACCCGACCUGUAACCUCUACCUCGCUGCCUCUAUCUCAAUCUCCGCGGUACGAGAGACAUGAUCGCGCGCGCCGAGGAUGUGCACCGUCCGUUCUCGCGUGUCCGAGGAACACCUGUAGUGCCGCGUUCAUAAUUGCACUGGCGUGUACGAUGUCAGCACAGCUAAGCAUGCAAGACAAGAAGGAUCUGGAGAAGUUUACCAAGUACCUUGCGCUCAGGGCUGCGCAGAUCAUAGUGCAGUCGAGGUCGGGCCAGAAGGUCAACACCACGUGCAAGCCGGACUCGUCAGCCGGCGACUGGUUUAAUCUGGCGAUAAAGGAGCUGCCGGAAGUCUCGGCCGACGCCAAGAGAGCAUUAUGCGGAGAGAUAGUGAGUUCAGCUGUACCUCUGUGCAUAGAAAUCUCGCUGAAGACAGUGGAGGGUGACAAGAUGGUCCUGGAGACUUGGAGCCUCGGCGUCUUGCCAGAACAGAGCGAUCCAGCUGUACGAGUGACGUACACUGUGUACAACAGAAUGGGGAUUGUGUUGAAGUCCCUGAUUGCUAUAUCAAGAGUCACGCCCGCUUACAAACUGAGCAGGCGGCAAGGGCCUGAUUCCUACACCAUGUGCUAUCGGAUAUACAUGGGAGAGCCUCAGCUACAUAAUUUAGGUGACAACUAUAAACACGUAAGAGUAGGUCAAUUGUGCACUCCAGUGGGCACUAUACAUCUGUCGGUCUCUUACAGAACAAAAAUGACUAUAUCGCCUACCCACAAGGGACGAGAUUCCAUCAUGCUUAAGAGCGAUCAUUUUCAUUCGGACUUGAGUCCACGUCACGCGCGAUAUCAGCAAAGCGAGGAAACGUCAAAGUCACUCAGCGACACCAUUAAGGUCGGCGCAUUUGUGAUAAACAAGCCUGUCAUUGUCAACGAAGAGGACCUCGUGAUACCAGACGUACCGUUCAGUUCGCUAUUAACGCCCAAACAAACGUCGCCGCCCCCAAUAUCGCUGAUGGAACCUAACACAAAGACUGCAAUGACAGCUGUUGCGACCGACAGCAACAAUGGGAAUAAUGAAAGACUUAAUAAUGAUAAUGCCACUUCGAAAUGCGCAUCCCAAAACGGAUCUAGAAGAAGUAGUUGUUCAAUGACUAGUGCCAACGAUGAUUUUAUUAUGGUAGAUUUGAAAACUCCUUUCGCCGUCACGAAUACCAACAGCGAUGUAGGAGCGUUUUAUCGAGAGUGUCAAAGUGCUCCGCAAUUGCAAGCCUUUAUGGAGGAAAGAACUCUUGCGGAACAAUUGGGAGAUCUCACUAAACAAUUGGAAACAUUUGAAACAAAUAUGCAACACUACGAGGACAUUUUGUCAUCUUUGUGUCAAACGGAAAAUAAUAAUUAAGGCCGGUAUCUGCUAGUUGAUUUAAGCAAAGGCACGAUUUUUGCGUUGAAUACAGUUUUCGAAAAUUACGUUAUUAUGUUGAUGUAGAACGCAUAUCACAAAUUUAACACAUUUAACAAUUGGAAGAACUGAUCUAGCCCUCGAUAAAAUUGUUCACUCGACGUCGCAAACGUUUUGCUAUUAUACGAAAAAUACGUUGCAAAGAUUUUAUUUAAUAUAUUAUAUAAGGUAUAUGUAACUUUCAGCAGAGUACUAGUUGUGAUAAUUGAUUACUUAAUAUAACUUAUUGCUUGUAUAAAGUGUAAAUUGCACUUGAAUAUUCUAAGACAAAACGAUAAAUACAAGUUGAUUAUCAAGUA